AUGCCGGCGGGGAUGUUCAGCAUAGAGAGCAUAUUGUCCGGACGCACAGGCUGCAAAGAGCCGCUGUUGCUGCACCGCAGCCCCGUGCUGCUGUCGGGCCUCACGGACUCCAUCUACCCAGAGUAUAACGGACUGUACUCGGCCACAUGCGGACCGUCUGCUCCCGGGGUGCAGCCCGUCAGCGGGACGCGCUUAGGAUAUAACAGCUACUACUACGGACAGCUGCAUUUGCAGGGCCCCGGGGUCCAGGGGCCCGGAGCACCGCCCUGCUGCGGCUCUGUGCCCGGGCUCAGCCCGCAGCAGUGUCCCUGCAUCCCCCCGGGCUACGACAGUCCCGCCUCGGUGCUGCUGUCCCCGGUGCCGCAGAUGAUGUCGUACAUGAACAUGAGCAGUUUGUCUCGGACGGAGCUGCAGCUGCUCAACCAGCUCCACUGCCGCCGUAAGCGUCGUCACCGGACGAUCUUCACCGACGAGCAGCUUGAGGCGCUCGAGGGCCUCUUCCAGGAGACCAAGUACCCGGAUGUGGGCACACGGGAGCAGCUGGCCCGAAAGGUGCACCUGCGCGAGGAGAAGGUCGAGGUUUGGUUCAAAAACAGACGCGCAAAGUGGAGGAGGCAGAAGCGCUCUUCGUCAGAGGAGUCCGAGAACGCGCAGAAAUGGAACAAAACGAACAAACUGUGUGCAGAAAAAGCGGAGGAGAGUAAGAGCGAGGCGGACUCUGACAGCUGA
Knipowitschia caucasica is the source of this 729-nucleotide messenger RNA. The record is from the annotation of a GenBank genome assembly. Lineage: Eukaryota; Metazoa; Chordata; Actinopteri; Gobiiformes; Gobiidae.